AUGAAAUCACACGGCCUGUUUCUCCUGAUCUACUUCUGCUGGGGAACGUCAGAAGGACUGAGCAUUGUACCCUGUCCGACCGGAGAGACAUGUGCACAGGGGCCGGCUGAGAAUUUCCUGCAAUGCGCAGGGCUCCCCUUCUCCGACACAGGGCCACAACACCUCCACAGACUGCGCUCUGUCAUGGAGGCUCUCAUGGACCUCUACACAUUCAUGCGGGGAAGCACGAAGGGAGUUCCUGUGCUCGGUCUACAGGGGGCAGUGGAUCUGAGCCUGCCAGAGGAGGCUCUGCAGAAUGAGGCUCUGGUCCACAUGUGGCUGGAAGUGAAGAUGAAGCCGCUGCUCCAGUCUGUGUCCAGAGAGCUUCUGUCCUGCCUGAGUACCAAGAACUUCAGCUGCCAAACCUACCAGAUUAUGGUGCAGCAGCUGAGCGAUUACUUCUCCCACAUAGACCCUGUGCGGCGGAAGUGGAUCUACGACUUCUUCAUGUUCCCCUUCCUGUCCCGGGACGACAUGGCUGGCUGUGUGACGCCGCAGGAGAACCUUGUGGACUGGCUCUUGAAGAACUUUGGUAACUUCAGAGCCAUGGCCAGCGUAAAGGACUUCUCCACACUCAACAUGGCUUUCAGUGGAUUGGAGGUGCUGCAUCUGCUGACCCCAGAGCAGAAGGCCUACCUCCUCAUCAGCCCGGUGACUGGGCUGGACAACGGGACCCUGCAUCUGGUGUUCCACAGCAUGAUGGAGGGUCCGGGUCCCACCACCACAGCUGGGCCUGAGACCGGUCACAAUUGGACCACUGAGGGACACAGCUACCCUCAAGCACCCACAUAUGACCCAUACUACCCACCCCCUGCCCGGCCCACCAUCAAACAGGUGUUGGAUGACUUCAUGAAAGUGGUUGUGCCCAUGAAAAGUCUUGUCCAUGAGUUUGUGGCCUUCACACAUCAGAGGAAUCUGUCUGAGAUCCGGAGCACGUCUCUGGCCCAGUUCGCCAUCAACUUCACACUGUCACAGGUGGCCCAGCUGUACAGGCCCCCAGAGACAGAGCAGCCUCUUGAGGGAUCUUCAGAUGGCCCUUUAGCCUUCAACGUGACCAGUGUGGAGGAUUGGUACAUGCAUGUGGUGGUCCCAGUGCUGCGACGGUUCCUCCCCCCAGAGCUCAUCAAAGACAACAAAGUGUCGGCGGCCUUCUACUCACUGUUUUACCUGGAGCACGGCAUGAAUGAUAGCAAAUCGGAGCUGGAAGACGUCUGCAGCCUGGUUCUGGACCAGGGCCAGUGUGGGCUGACAGACGUGGUGCAGGACGUGGCCCGUGUGCUGAACUGUGCGGCCCAGACCCACCUCGCUCUGACCCCUGAGACUGUCCUGGAGCUGCUGGGUGGACUUACACACAGGCUGUCCUCACUGCUGCGGGCGCUGUCCUCUGCGGACUUGGGGGAGCUGGCCUCUGACAUCAGGAGAAUCUUUAGCGGCAGUGCGUCCCCGGCUUUAACCCAGGACCAGCUCAUGGACCCGGUCUACAUCCAGACCUGGUUCAGAGUCAAACUGCUGCCCCUACUGCCGGACGUCCCACCAGAGCUGCUCUCCUGCCUGAGCCGAAAGAACUUCUCCUGCGUCGCCUACCACUCAGUUGUGUCCGACCUGAGCCAGCAUAUGCACAUGAUGGAGGCCAGUCCCAGCUCUGGUCCCAGCGUCUACACCCACUUCAUCCACCCGUUUCUCCUGCACCACAACCUCUCUGGAGCCCGGUGCGCGGUCAACAACAGCGCCCUCUGGCUGCAGAAGAACUUUGGCUUCUUCUCGCGGUUCACCUCCAUUCGAGACUUCUACCAUCUCAACCCGCACUUCUCCGGGGUGGAGGCGCUGUCCCUCCUCACUCCUGGUCAGAUUGCUGAACUGCUGCUACUGCCACUGCCCACUCCUCCAGAAAAGGUCCAGGUGAUGGAGCAUGUCUUCCAAGUCCUGUUAGCUCCGGACCAGCCAGCAAACACCAGCACACGUGCCCACUUCCUGGAGGUGGUGAAGGAGGUGGUGGCCCUCGCCCAGCAGGUGAACGUGUCGUGUUCGGUCUACAGACUCUUGUUCCCGCAUCUUUUGUUGUCAGUGCCUGCAAUUGGCCCCGAGCAGGAGCCAGUGCUUUGGGCUCAUGUGGAGGCUCUAAUCAGCUCUGCUCCUCCAGAGUGUGUCCCAGGAAACAUCACGUGUCCAGAUACACCUUUCAACAGAACGUACAUCUGUGGACAGCAGAACGGAUCUGACAUGUGGACCUUCACCGACAUCUCUGUGAGCGCUGUGUGCACCUUCCCUCUGGAGAAGUACGCCUGUGCACAGUUGCAGAACUUCACAGCUCCGCACCUGGCCGCCCUGCUGUCCUGUGACCUGGGUGGGAACAGCAGUCACUCCACCAUGCUUUGGAAGCUGCUGCUCUCCAGGCUCUCUUCCAUCUUAGAGCCAGCGCUGGACCUGCUGGCUGCUAUGCCGGCGGGCAGUGUGGGCUCGUCAGCGUCUCAGGUCCUGGACGUGGUGGGGGAGAUCAGACUGUCCCAGCUGUCGGACCAGGAGCUGAGCGAGCCGAGCGUGCUGAGGUCCUGGUUCUCCACGCGUCUCGCACACUUCCUCCCACACUCCUCUGCACGGUUCCUGCGCUGUCUGAGCGUCCGCAACAUCAGCUGCUCCGCCUUCCAGCACAUCCUGCAGAUCUUCAGUCUGGACUUUGAUGAGAUGACAUCACAGCAGCAAAAAGUCAUUCUCAACAACUACAUCCUCCGCUUCCUCUCCACUCCCCUCACAGGUCCUCGCUGUGUGUCCAUGAACAGUACCGAAUGGUUGCUGCAGAACAUGGGGCACUUCUCCCGGCUCCUACCUUUGAGACAUCUCCUGCAGCUCAACCCACAGCUCCAGCCGCUGGAGGUCCUACAGCUGCUCACCCCAGAGCAGAGCGCAGAGACCCUGACGAUGGUUCUGCCUGAGGACAAAGAGUCCAUCCUCCAGGCCCUGUUUGACUUCUACACCGCAGAAGCCGACGAUCGAGACCUGCUCAUCUUCCUCUCUGAGCUCACACUCGCAGUGCCACAGGCUAACCUGUCAUGCUCGGCCUACGUCUCCCUGUUCAAUAGACUGGACUUGACCACAAUCAACGCCUCCCUGGAGACCGUCACCGCCAUAAUCAGAUCCAAGAUGGCACUGUCGCCACACGUACCACACGACUGCAUCAUUUACGAGGGAGAGUGCACAGUCACAGUGAAAAAUGAGACUGAGAUCUGUGCUGCUGUGAACAGUACAUCUGUCCAGUGGCUGAUUGACCAGAGACUGACCAGCGGACGCCUGUGUGACUUCACUGUGGAACAAGUGGCCUGUGCCUCUCUCUCAGUCCUCCCCUCUGCAGACCUGCAGGACUUCCUGACCUGCCAACGCUCUCACAACUCCAGUGGCUCCAGAGCCUCAUGGAAGUUGCUGCUCAAUAAAGUGCCCCAUGCCCUGGACCAGGCUCUCGACAUGCUCGCCAACAUGACGCUGGACCCAACACAAGCUGCUCUGCCGCUCAUUCUGGACGCUGUGAGAGAACUCAGACUGGACACGUUCUCCAUGGACCAGGUGAACCACCCACUGGUCAUCGAGACGUGGUUCCAGCGCAGGCUUCGGCCCUUCCUAUCCUUUGUGUCCAUGGACUUCCUCCACUGCUUGACCACAAAGCCCCUGGACUGUUCCACCUACCAGCACAUUGUUCACACAAUGAGCCUGCAGCAGCCGCACAUGUCUCCGUCCAUGCGAAUGCUCGUCUUCACCCACUUCCUCCAGGUCUUCCUCAGCCGCAACAACACUGCUGACCCAAGCUGCUCAACCCUCUCCAACAGCAGUGCGACCUGGCUCCAGUCAAACCUGGGGUCCUUCUCUGUGCUCCCGUCCUUCCACGACCUGGUCACUCUUAAGCCGGACUUCAACCCUAUGGAUGCCCUGCCCCAGCUCAGCGUCCGGCAGCUGGCAGAGGUCAGCUCCACCCCAGGACAACUCUCCUCAUCCUCUCAGGUCGCCAUGGUGAUGCGCCAUGUGCCCGACGACCACCUCACAGACUUCUUUGAAGACUAUUCCCCCGCACUCAAGGCGCAGCAGGACCAGUACCCCCCAGCCGUGCGCUCAGCCAUGUUGCAGACAGUGUUCGAUCGGAUGAACCUGUCCCAGGCUUCUGUCCCGGAGCCGAUUUUCAGACACCAGCUCUCUCUGCUCUGCCCGCUGAUGUACGCCCUGGACCCCGCACACGUCGCCCCUCUCUUCAGCAUGAUGUCCGGGAGAAACUGCUCCACCCAGCGCAUUGGGAUGGAGUGUUUGAACGCCAGCAUCUCCAGCCUGAGCUCGGAGACGCAGAGUGACGUGUACAACCACAUCAUACUCACGCUCAAAGGCCCUGUACCUCUGCAUUGCUAUGGAAACGACUAUAACCACAGCUUCUACCAGUUUUUGGAGGGCACCUUCAUGGGAUUCCAGUUCCCCAAUCUGACCACCUUCGUAUCCCUGAUGCCCCACCAGCAGAUGUCCCAGCUGCUGAACUCCAUCCCCGGCUCAGACCUGGGGGACUAUCUGCAGAGGCCUGAAGUUGUUGACAGUGAGGAGGUCCUCUGUCUGAUCUACGACAGCUACACAGACACGCCCACGUUCCUGUACACUGAGUCCCUUCCGACCGAUAUCCAGCAGGUCACUUUGCCAUGUGUGUGGCCCCGGGCCCUCAGUGCAGCCUCUCACUCUGCUGCGGACAUGUGGUUUGACCGGAGCCUCCGCGACUUACUGCGCCACCUGACCAAGAAACUAAUCAGCCCCAGCUUCACCUUCAACUCGUCCUGCAUGGCUUUCCAAAAACUAGUAUCAGUCAUGGAGCAGUACAACUUCACCGGUCGAGACUUUGACCAAAGAGACAUCUUUGACAACUGCCGAGAGUAUCUAAAAUCAACGUCUGUCCCCAGGUGUUAUAACUCCUCUGACCCCACUCUGAACUCUACGGCCUGGUUUGUGGACUACAUGGGCACCUUCAUUACAUUCAUCACUUUGGAGAACCUGCAGUCGUUUGGCCCCGCAGAGGAGCUGAAGGCGUUUGCAGUAGAUCUUCAAAACCUCGCUCUCUUCAAUCACUCAACUGUGCCUCAGAACGUCUCCGACUACUACGUGGAGCUUGUGUAUCUGCAAAACGACAACUUCAACCCUCUGCUACUUCCCUUGCUGUUCCGCUGUGUGGCGCCCGGCCCUGCCUUCUCCCAGCUGACCGCCACUGAGAGCAUCAUUGUCCUCCAUAACCUGACCACUCUCUGCGACCAGCUCGACCCACAAGUGUCGGCUGCUCUGGCGGGAAACUUCAAAAGCCUGAACAGCAACAUUCUGCAGACCCUUGGCAACGAAUGCACAGGGCUGUCCAUAGGCCAGAUCAGAAACAUCCCACCCAAAGAGCUAAUGGAGGCCCUGAGCACACUGCGAUGGGUGUCUGGCUGGGAGAGGGGCCAGGCAAGGCUCAUCAUCACAUCCAUGCUGUCCUCUGGGGUCAUGACGCUAAAGGACGCUGCGGGGCUCAUGCAGCUGGGCACGCUGAUAACUGGAGUCCCCUCCUCUGUGAUCACAAACAUCGUUGGCUCUGAGCUGCUGAGCGCCUCCAAGAACCCAACCUUUCUGCAGAACAUGAUGUCCUCCUCCUCAGCCGUUCAGAGUACCUUCAUCAUGAAGCUGAUUGCGGUGAACAGCAACAGUGAGGCCAUUGUGGAGAACGUUCCAGAUGACAUGGCGGGCCUGAUCCCCAGGUCAAGGAUGGUCUCUAUCAAUGCCACAGUCAUCGCACAGAUCAACAAGAAGAAGUGGAGACCUCAACAGGCAGAGCUGUUCUUCAGUGUGGUGGCUGAAGAGAGUGGCACUUUGGCUCUGGGCGGCCCAAAUAACCUCUCCUCAUCAGUGCUCCAAGGCUUCAGCUGCACCAGCGUCAGUACCUUCCAGAAGACUCACAUCCGCCGCCUGAUCAGAUCGUGUCGCAGGAAGAACAGGGUCAAACUGGUGGAGUCCCAGCUCACCUGCAUGUCCUUCUACCUGUCAGACGCUUCUGACGCCACAAACUUCUCCCAGAUCCCCCACGACGUGCUUCUCUACUACAACUACUCCAUUGUGCCCCAGUCCAGCUGCAGGAGCUACUUUAUGGAGCUGGGAGAGGCCGACUUCUCCGUCUUCUCCACGGCUCUGAGCUACAAGAAGACAGAGCUCUUCACUAACUACAAGAGCUGCCUGGGAAUUAACGGCAGCAGUCUGACCCAGGAGCAGGUCUCUGUGAUGGGAAACAUGUGCUGCACACUGGACGCCUCGUACAUCCAGGACUCUCACCCGUCCAUAGUGGAGAAGCUGCAGAAGUGCCAGUCCCUCACUGAGGAGCAGUCCGCCGCCGCCUACAGCCUGCUGAAGGAUGGGAGCACUGCAUACGGAGCUCCAUCCACGUGGAACCUGCAGACGCUGAAGGACCUGGAAUGGCUGCCUCUGACCCUGCCAGUCGGCUUCUUUCACAACUAUGACAAGAAAACCCUGAGGGGCUACAUCAAGUAUGUGCGCAAACUGAAGAGAAAUGUCCAGCUGUCCAGAAAGGAACUGAAGAGCGUGGAGAGAACCAUCAUAGAGUCUUUGAGGAGCCGCAGCAAGCGCUCAACAGACUGCUCAGAGGGGCAGAUCACUCAGGUGAAAAUCAGUGACGAGGCCUUCCCCUUGGAUUACUCAGAUGUGCAACAGUUCAACAGCUGCCUGAGCGCCGCCACAGUGAGGGACAACCUGGAAGCCAUCACCUCCAAAGUGGACGACAAUGACUACCUCCGGGUAGUCCUGGAGCGCCUGCGUGAGGUGUAUCCCAGCAGUGUCCCAGAGGACCAGGUGCAGGCCUUGGGCCCGGCCUCUCGAGUCGCUACGGAGCAGGACAUCAGCCACUGGACCAUCACUCAGCUGGACACGCUGUCUGCUCUCAUGGACAAGGCCGAAGGAGCAUGGGAGUCUAGCCUGGCGAAGGCGGUGAUCGACAAGUACCUCUCUGCACAUGGGACCAGUCUGGGCAGCGCAGAGCUCAACGCCAUCAAAGGAGACAACCUGUGUGCUCUGGAUCCUGAGGUCCUGAAAAACAUCUCCUCUCAGAGCUUCAAGGACACUGAGGCCUUGAGCGUGUCCGUCUGCUCCAAAGUGAAGAAGCAGGCAUUGUUCAGUGUGGCUCUGAGGGCCUUCAGCAACUCCAGCACCACUUCCAGCCCCACCUCCAGGUCCAGCUCCAGCGAGUCAGUGAGCAGCUACCAGCUCCUCCAGCCCUACUUAGGGGGCGCUGAUGAGACGUAUGUGAGGAACCUAGUCACCUCGAAUGUAAACAUGGACCUGUCGACCUUCACCUCUCUGGACCCCCAAGUCAUACAGAGCCUGAGUGUGAGUGACGUGCGGAGCCUGCUGGGGUCCAACCUGAACGACCUUAAGUCCCACGAGAAUGUGACUGUAGUGGAGGACUGGACCAGAGCACAACUCCAGUCUGAGCUGGACAUGCUGGGCAUCGGGCUGACAGGGGGUCGCACUACCACAGCCACAACUGCUGCUACAGGAGGCACGACUGCUGCUACAGGAGGCACGACUGCUGCUACAGGAGGCACGACUGCUGCUACAGGAGGCACGACUGCUGCUACAGGAGGAACCACAGCUGCUACAGGAGGCACGACUGCUGCUACAGGAGGCACGACUGCUGCUACAGGAGGCACGACUGCUGCUACAGGAGGCACGACUGCUGCUACAGGAGGAACCACAGCUGCCCCAGGAGGAACCACAGCUGCUCCAGGGGCCACAACGACAGCCAAACCGAGCGGCGGAGUGGCCCUCAGCGCCCCCUGUGGACAGUGCCUGGUACUGCUGUUGCUCUGCUCUCUGUACCUGCUCAGCUAG
Molecule: messenger RNA, 7917 nt
Organism: Knipowitschia caucasica
Lineage: Eukaryota; Metazoa; Chordata; Actinopteri; Gobiiformes; Gobiidae
Source: the annotation of a GenBank genome assembly